AAUUUACAAUUAUGCAACUAAUAUUACAUUAUUCUUAAAAAAUUAGGUGGUUGGCAAACCUGAUACGAUUGGCGACCAUUCCAUAUUUUUGACAUUCCUAAAAGUCAGGUUAGAUAUUUAAAUUUUAAAAGUGGCCAGAGACAACUUCUCUAAGUUGUCUCUGAAGUGGCAUUUGGUGGUGUUCGUUUUCAAAAAGUAAAUACUGAUUUUGAUUUAAAUAUUUCAAAUCUAGAAGAAGAUUCAUAUCUAAAAGUAGUUAAUAUAUAAAAAAAUAAACGCUCCCUGGAAACUUAUAGACUAUUAUAAAAAGAUGUCAUGCUCAGCUGAGGAAAUCGAACGAAAACGACAAGAAGCUUUACGAAAAUUAGCACAAAAGGGCCUAAGCCCUCAAAAAUCAUUUGAAAACGGUCAGAAUGUGUCGUCAAGUUCUAAAAGUGUUUCUAGUCCUACGUUUUCGUCUGUGUUUAGGACAUCUUCGCCAAAGUUUGUUAAUAAGUUUGUGGAUCAUUCGAAGAAGCCUUACGAGCGAAUCAGUGCAAAUACAAACAGUAAACAAACGAUAGAUUUUUACGGACCUAAUAAAGUUAUAACUCUGUCAUUUGUGUUAAUAAGUAGUGAAAGGUUUAAUGUUGCCAUGUCAAGUUAUAGUGAUGCGGUGAUAAACUUGUUUAAACAGAUUCCAACCAGGAAUUAUGAUUCACAGACUCGCCUGUGGUCUUUUCAUAUUACAGAAUACAACCUAGUCGUUUCAAAGUUAUCGACUUUAAAAUCCCAGAACGUAAAGCUAGAAAAAUUACCCCCGUUUGUAAUAAAUUGUCUACAGAAACCUAUCCCCAGCUGUGAUAUAGAUUUAAAUCGAUUAGACACAGAGUUAAGUCAAACGUUAUUACCUUUUCAAUUAGAAGGAUUGAGGUAUGGAGUUGAAAGAAAUGGUAGGUGCCUUAUUGCCGACGAUAUGGGUCUUGGGAAAACAUUUCAAGCCCUAGCAGUUAUGAAUUAUUAUCAAAGUGAUUGGCCUUUGCUGAUUGUAACAACAGCUUCAAUGAAGCAUGUCUGGGAAGAAACCAUAGUCAAAUACCUCCCAUCUAUAUCAAUAAUGCAAGUCCAGUACAUGACUUCGGGCAAAGACUAUAUCGGCGGGUCCAAAGUCAUAAUCGUCAGUCACGAUUUGAUGUCCAGAUGUUGCGAGAAACUCUUAGAAAGAAACUUCGGUUGUAUCAUUAUCGAUGAGUCACAUACAAUGAAAAACUUCAAAGCGAAAAUAACCCAAGCCGCUACCAAGCUGUCUAAAAACGCCAAAAGAGUGGUUUUGUUGAGCGGAACCCCAGCUCUAUCACGUCCUAGCGAACUCUAUUCUCAAUUGAGCCUCAUUGACGAGCGAUUUUUCGGGAACUUUAUAGAAUACGCAAGAAGGUACUGCAACUUACAGAAAACGAACUUUGGCUUGGAUUCCUCGGGGUACUCCAACUUACAAGAGCUGGAAAUCGUUCUACAUAGAAAAUUCAUGAUAAGGAGGACGAAAGAAGAUGUUAUGAAAUGCAUGCCGAAGAAAACCCAGGAAAUAAUUAGGUUAGAUGUGAAUUUGCAGAAUUUUAGCCAGGAAGACAGGGAGACUUUGCGGAUUUUGGAACAGAAAUAUGCGGACACUAAGAAAUCGAGGGAUAAACAUAGUCUAUUGUUGACGUUCUUUUCGGAAACUGCCAAGAUUAAAAUACCUUCUGUUUGUUCAUACAUUCAUAGUGUCCUGGAACAGAAAACCAAAUUCCUAGUUUUCGCGCACCAUCAAAUCAUGCUGAAUGCGAUUGAAGAUAUGUUGCAAAGACAAGCAUUAAAGUACAUCAGAAUCGAUGGGAACACGACGGGAGAUCAGAGGAAGUAUUUUGUCGACAAAUUUCAGACAGAUGACAGCUUUGUCUGUGCUCUCUUGUCUAUCACCGCCGCUAAUGCCGGUAUAACUUUGACAGCGGCGCAAAUGGUCAUUUUUGCUGAACUGCAUUGGAAUCCUAGUAUUUUGAGUCAGGCUGAAGCCAGAGCUCAUCGUAUUGGUCAAGAUAAACCUGUCAGUAUCCAAUAUCUCCUGGCAGAUGGCACUGCCGACGAUUCAAUAUGGCCGCUCCUCCAGUCCAAACAACAGAUCUUAAAUGAAGUGGGCCUGUGUAAAUCUUCCUUUGACAAUAUAAGCGAGAAACCGCAAGAAACCAAACACAUUUUUGUUGAAUCAAGGAAAAAAUCGUUAAUAACGAACUUUUUCGAUAAAGAACCCAAAAAAGUCGAUGAUGAAAGGAUAGGUGGCAGUAAGAUCGGUAGCGAUAGCGGUAUAAAUGACUUUGAUGAUAUAUUAAAUGAUGAUUUCGAUGAUGUUCUUUGUAACAUUGAUAUAUGAUGAUUUUGACUGAUUCUUUUGGAUAUUGUAUUAUAUUAUUUAUGUGUUUUUUUUGAUAGAAUUAUAUAUGUAUCAUAUUUUUA
Sitophilus oryzae (rice weevil) is the source of this 2466-nucleotide messenger RNA. RefSeq names its product SWI/SNF-related matrix-associated actin-dependent regulator of chromatin subfamily A-like protein 1 (gene Marcal1). The coding region runs from base 311 to 2383 and encodes 690 amino acids. Gene Ontology annotation, cellular component: nuclear replication fork. The record is from RefSeq and is a predicted model, not a curated record. Gene Ontology annotation, molecular function: ATP binding; ATP-dependent chromatin remodeler activity. Lineage: Eukaryota; Metazoa; Arthropoda; Insecta; Coleoptera; Curculionidae. Gene Ontology annotation, biological process: DNA repair; replication fork processing. The transcript has 6 exons.